Molecule: messenger RNA, 3119 nt
Organism: Manis javanica (Malayan pangolin)
Lineage: Eukaryota; Metazoa; Chordata; Mammalia; Pholidota; Manidae
Source: RefSeq, a predicted model, not a curated record
UGCCUAGUCAUUAACAGAGGAAGCUUGGGGCUGAAAACCCUGGGACAGAGAGGAGAGAGGUUUCUCUGAGCGUUGGCUGCACCUAUAGACCCAAGGUGCAGCUAAAAAGCUCUCAUUCUCUUUUCUGCUUCCUCAGAAGUCAGCUAGCAGCCCUGCCAACUCCCAUCCCAGCCUCAGCCAUGAUAAGGAGAGGCUUCCAGGCAGCAGCAAGACUUGGCCACCAUAGAGCCUUUCCUGGUGCUCCCUGCAUUUUGCCCAGACUCAGCCCUGCCUCAGCAUUUGGAUCGUCCACGGACUCCCUGAUCUCAAGAUUCUGUCUGGAGAAGAAAGAGUUGAAGGAUUUAGCCCUUCCUAAUGCCAGCUGGUGUCCAGACAUGCUAAGCCUGUACCAGGAAUUUCUGGAGAAGACCAAGACCAAUGGCUGGAUCAAACUGCCCUCCUUCAAGUCCAACAGAGAGCAUAUCCAAGGGCUCAAGCUCCCAUUUGGGCUAGCAGUUACCUCGGACAUAAGCGACUGGCGCAUCUUCACUAGGUGCAUCCAAGUGGAAGGACAAGGCUACGAGUACGUCAUCUUUUUCCAUCCAUCCAAGAAGAAGUCCAUCUGUCUUUUCCAACCAGGUCCCUACCUGGAGGGGGCUCCAGGAUUUGCCCACGGAGGGUCCCUGGCAGCCAUGAUGGAUGAGACCUUUUCUAAAACUGCGUACCUGGCUGGAGAGGGACUGUUCACAAUAAGCCUUAACAUCAGAUUCAAAAACUUGAUCCCCGUGGGCUCUCUGGCUAUUCUGAAUGUGGACGUGGAAAAGAUUGAGCACCAGAAGAUUCACAUGUCCUGCAUCAUCCAGAGCAGUGACCAGCACACAGUCUAUGCCAAGUCCUCAGCUGUUUUCCUUCAGCUGCAGCUGGAAGAAGAGUCAUCACAGUAACAGUCAAUACACCUUCAGGAGAGCCCACGCUGACCGCCCAGGAGCCUCUGCAGAGCAGGGAGGGGUCUCCAGGGAGUGACUGGCGAAGUGAGGGUGAGGGUAAAUAAAGUCUCUGAGUAGAUAAAGUUUCACAGCCCCAAUUUCAGCCCAAGACCCUUCUGUAGUAGGAAAUCAAAAUCCGACCAGGGCCACACACAAUCCCACCUUCUCAUUCAGUGCCAACAGAAGAGACUGGCACCAGCUGAGGCAUCAAGCUCACAGCAAUGAAAGGCAGUGCCCCUGGCCUUGAGUUGCACAGUUGCUGGCCAGGAACAGAGCAUCCCACCAGCUCCUCCCACUCCACCCCCAGCUCCUGCUAUGGGUGCAGUGUAGACACAAAGAGAGAAAGGACCAAUUUAACUCUAUGAAACUGAUAAAAAGACUUUCUAGAGGAAGCUGUGUUUGAAACAAGUCUUAAAAGUUAGGCGGUGUUCAGCAGGUAAGCAAGGAAGGGGGAAGGACUCCAGGCAGAGGGAUGGUAAGAGCUAAGGCCCAGGGGGUGAAAGAGCACAGUGACCUCGGAGAAGGGCAAAGUGCUGGGUGGGGCAGGAGCUUAGGGAAAGAAGGGAGAGGAGCGGGAACAGGCCAUGGAAGGCUUCAUAAACCCUGCUUUGGAGCUUGAACUUUGUCUUCUAGGCAACUGGGAGCCCUUGAAGGGUUUGGGGUAGGGAAUGACAUAUAGUUUUGUUUUUUAGAAAGAUGGCUCUGGUGGCAUUAACUGGUCAACAAGACUGAAGGUGGAGCACUGGUUAGGAGAAUCCUGCUGGGCUCCAAACUAGAGAUAGUAAGGGCCAGCACUGGUCAGAACCAUGAUGAUAGGAAAUGUGGGAAAUGUUACCAACAAGAGAUGCAGGACUUUGUCACUGAUUGUAUAUAGUGGAUCUAUAAAGAGGAGCUUUCAAGGGUGACUCCAAAUUUCUGGCUUGGGAAUUCUAGAUGGCAUCACUGAUAAUAUAAAGGAGCAGGUUUGAGGUGCAUGUAGAUAUUUAGCUCAGUUUCAUAUGCAUUGAGCUUUCACUUGCAUUGAGCUUGAAAUGCUCAUGGCACUUCCACCACAUGGUAAGCUCCAGCAGAAAGGAAUAUUGUGAUCUGGAGUUCAAGACUGAUGAACUACUGACCCAAUUUGUAAGUCAUCAGUAUAAAAACUGACCUAGAACCCCUGGGAGUGGAUUGUGCAGAGUGAGUGAGGAGGCAAGGGGACUGGCAGUGAGGAAAGGGGAGAGAAAGGAAGGGCAAGGAAGGGGGCCAGGGAUAGAGCCUUCAUUCACACUAAGGCUUAAGACAGGGACAGAGGACCAAAGACCCACCAAGGAGGCCAGGAACAGGACAGGAGUGACUGUCCUUAAGAGGGCAAUGUCUGUGAUGUCAAAUGCUGAAGAGAAGGCAUGGCAGAUGAGAACUAAAAGGAGGUCUUUGGAUUUGGUGACAAGGAAGGUGAUGGUCUUCUUUGCCAGGAGAUGGAAGCAAAAUCCAGAUUAUGGUGGAUGAAUAAAUGAAUGGAAAUGACAAAGUGAAUUUAGAUGAUUCUUUCUAGGAAUUUCAUUGUUGUUAUUGUUAUUUAAAGAAAGAUGCUUGAGUAUAUUUAUAAUUUGCUUUGGAAUAAGCCAGUGGAGAGAGGCUGAAACUCUAAGAGAGAGAGAGAUGCAGAAGACCUGCUAUCUGGUCUUAGAGAUGGGUCAAGAGCACAAGUGGACAUAGGGGUCAUGGCAGUAUCAACAUGACUCUGAGACCAAUAGUAAAGGGGUGGUGCAGAGCAGGACAAGAAGUUGAAGGGCUUGAUGCCAGAGUGCUUUGUCUUCCUUGGUGAAAUACGAGGGAAGGCCAUCAGUGGGGAAAGAGGUCUUGAGGAAGGACAAUGAUUUGAAUAAGCCACUGUGGGGAUCAGGAAAUAAAGUGGCUGAGUACAUGUGGGUCAAGGCAUGCUGAAGGGCCAGCUGCUAGUGGAAAACACGUAUCUGGAGUGGCACCAACCUGGGGUAAGGGAAGGUAUGAGCCAGCUGGAAAUCUAGAGGGGCAAUGGCAGAUAAGACAGGUGAGAAUGGUGGUGAGGGAGGAAAGGGUAACAUGACUGGUACACAUUUCUAUGGAAAAAAAAGAUUUUUGGUUUUUGUUUAUUUUUUAUUUUUUUAUUUUUACUUUUUAAUUUGAGGUACAUAC